Messenger RNA from Rasamsonia emersonii CBS 393.64, 999 nucleotides. RefSeq lists its product as uncharacterized. The transcript has 4 exons. The record is from RefSeq and is a predicted model, not a curated record. Lineage: Eukaryota; Fungi; Ascomycota; Eurotiomycetes; Eurotiales; Trichocomaceae. Bases 1 to 999 code for a protein of 332 amino acids.
AUGAGCACCAAAUCCCCACGCUCACACACCGGUAUACUUGCGUCAUCCGACCCCGAGCCCGACGCAGUACAAGUCCGCAAAACACCCGAGGGAAUCACCACCAUCACGCUCAACCGGCCGCAUCGACGCAAUGCCGUCGACGGCCCGACAGCCCGGAAGCUGACAGCUGCAUUCCUAGACUUUGAAAACGACGAGACGCAAAAAGUGUGCGUCUUCCAUGGUGCAAAUGGCACGUUCUGCGCGGGCGCGGACCUGCAGGAGGUCGCCAAGUCAGAUCCAAAGAAGCAAGAGAACGGCAGCAGCACCCAGCGCAGUAAUUACCUCCUCCCCGUCAACGGCCGGGAGAAUAUCGCUCCCAUGGGCCCGUCGCGUCUGCUGAUCCGCAAACCGGUCAUCUGUGCGGUGGCCGGGCACGCGGUCGCCGGCGGCCUCGAGCUCAGCCUGCUCGGAGACCUGCGCGUGGUCGAGGAGGAUGCCGUCUUCGGGGUCUUCUGUCGACGGUUCGGCGUACCGCUGAUCGACGGUGGCACGGUGCGGCUGCAGCGCGUAAUCGGGCUCGGACGAGCGCUGGACAUGAUCCUGACGGGGCGAGCGGUCACGGCGCAGGAGGCGCUGGUCAUGGGGUUGGCCAACAGGGUCGUGCCCAAGGGCAAGGCGCUGGAAGAAGCGACCAAGAUUGCCCGACAGCUGCUGGCGUUUCCGCAGGGCUGCAUGAACGCGGAUCGCGACUCGUGCUACUAUGCGGCAUAUCGGGCGACGUCGAUGGAGGAUGCGCUUGCGUAUGAGUUUCGCAAUGGCGUGCCCAUUGUCGAGAGGGAGAGUCUCCAGGGUGCGGCGAGGUUUAGUGCUGGGGCAGGACGGCAUGGGCGGUUCGACUCGAAGUUCAUGACAAAGCAGGCGUUGACAACACCAUAUACUACAGGUUUAGAGGCAGUAGUAGGGACAGUACCAAUGCUAGGAUAUUCAUCUAGCAGACAGGAUGUUCCUGCAGAGACUUAA